Didymodactylos carnosus is the source of this 672-nucleotide messenger RNA. NCBI's taxonomy places the organism in Eukaryota, Metazoa, Rotifera, Eurotatoria, Philodinida, Philodinidae. The record is from the annotation of a GenBank genome assembly.
AUGAAUAAAGACAUAAAACAAAACAAAACAACAUUUGGUUCAUUUUUGUUUCAGAUAGGUCGAUUCGAUAAGGAAGAACGGUAUUAUCAUAUUCUAGUUAAGGAAUUACCGCCAGAUGAUGUAAAUAUCGGAACAGUAUAUAAUAAUACUGCAUUAGUUUAUCAACGUAGAGGUGAUAUGACAGCAGAAAUGAAAAACUUUGAAAAAGCCAUUGGUCUGCUAGAGAAACGUGGAUCACUUGGUUAUCCUGAGCUUUCAAGCUGUUAUCAUAAUCUUGGUGUUAUCUAUUCAAAUAAUGGUAAUUAUACAUUGGCCUUAAAAUAUUUAGAAAAAGCAAUUGAACUCAAGGUAAAAUGCUUACCAUCACUCUUGCCGUCGGUUGCCGGUGUUCAUAAUUCGAUUGGAUCGGUUUAUGUCUAUACUGCCCCGUAUGCAAAUGCAUUAAAACAUUUUCACACAGCUCUAGAAAUUCAACUUAAAGCAUUACCACCUAAUCAUUCUGACAUAAUAAAUGCAUACAAUAAUAUUGGAGAUAUUUAUCUUAAGAAAGAUGAUUAUGCAACAGCGUUGAAAAAUCAUACUUAUUCUCUUGAAAGAGCAUUACGUUGUUUACCAUCGGAUCAUCCGUUUGUGCUAUCGACGUACAAUAAGAUUGGAUGGGAUUAUAUGUAA